AUGGCUCCCACCGGCAUUUUGGCUCGUAUCAAGAGUCUAUACACCAAGCACCAGGAUGAACCCUCAUUAUCCGUGCAAACCGUCGCGCUCUUCUCGGUCGCCCUUACUUUACUCUACGUCCUUCCCUUCUACCUCUCCCCCUCCACCAGGCCUUCACCCAGUCUAAGCCGCGAUGCGCCCUCCGUCAUCCGCGCGCGGAUUCGCGCUGUCACUGGUUCAUGUCUCGUCUGCUCACUAGUUGUGCUAUGGCUUGUCGUUGACAAGGGUGGUUCCUCGCUCAGCGCUGCGUUGAGCCUGCUCGGCUGGUGGCCCAUCGAUCUCGGCGAUAUCCUGCGCAGUCUACUGCUGACUGCGAUCUUGUUCGUUGGCCCGCUGUAUGAGCGCGGGAUUGUCGAGGGCGAGUGGCGGUCGUGGUUUAGUCGGGCGAAAUGGUCCGAGUCGCUUGGCGGGUGGAUUGGGUGGAGGAAUUACAUCGCGGGCCCCAUAACCGAAGAAGUCAUGUUCCGCUCCGCCAUAGUCCCCCUCCACAUUCUCGCCCACAUCUCCCCAGCUCGCAUCAUCUUCCUCUCCCCGCUCUACUUCGGCAUCGCCCACAUCCACCACUUCUACGAGUUCCGACUCACACACCCCGACACCCCCGCGCUAGCUGCUCUUCUCCGCUCCCUCUUCCAAUUCAGCUACACCACCGUCUUCGGCUGGUACGCUACCUUCGUGUACCUACGCACCGGCUCCCUGCCCGCCGUCAUCCUGGUCCAUAGCCUCUGCAAUUGGUGCGGGUUGCCCCGGUUCUGGGGCCGCGUGGAGGCUGGUGAGCCCUUAGGGCCGCCGGUGCGUGGGAAGGACGAUGAGGAUGGGAAGGGGCGUGGGGUUAGUGUGGGCAAUGGGGAGUUGAGUAUCGUUUGGACGGUGGUGUAUUAUGCGUUGUUGGUUGUUGGUGCGAUGGGCUUUGCGUGGGCGUUGUGGCCGUUGACGGCCUCGUAUAAUGCGUUGAUUGAUUUUAAGGUGAGGAAGGCUGGUAAAUGA
Messenger RNA from Penicillium subrubescens, 1023 nucleotides. Its product is annotated as CAAX prenyl protease RCE1. Gene Ontology annotation, biological process: CAAX-box protein processing. Bases 1 to 1023 code for a protein of 340 amino acids. Gene Ontology annotation, molecular function: metalloendopeptidase activity. NCBI's taxonomy places the organism in Eukaryota, Fungi, Ascomycota, Eurotiomycetes, Eurotiales, Aspergillaceae. Gene Ontology annotation, cellular component: endoplasmic reticulum membrane. The transcript has 4 exons. The record is from RefSeq and is a predicted model, not a curated record.